Messenger RNA from Lepisosteus oculatus (spotted gar), 6250 nucleotides. NCBI's taxonomy places the organism in Eukaryota, Metazoa, Chordata, Actinopteri, Semionotiformes, Lepisosteidae. The record is from RefSeq and is a predicted model, not a curated record.
UAACGGGGCAGGGAGAGGAAACGAUUGGUAUGCUCAGCUCUGUGACAAGAGCGAAGCAAAGGUGCUUACAGAAGGGAAGAAGGGGCUUGUGAAUGAGAGAGAAGGAGGUACAGAGGGCUUGGGAGUGUGAAGCUGUAAGCGUACAAACUUUCAACAUAAAGUUUAAUCCCAAGAUAGUGCGGGGUAAGAAAAAGACAGGCUGUUUAACCUGCCAUCAGUUACAUCUACAGAAAGCAAUUAUUUCUUUCAUCAACUUUUAAGAACGUUACACUGGAAUAACUGAAACAGGAUGUACUAUGAAGAAAACACGAACUUACUCAGACCACGUUAUGGAUCUAUUGUUGAUGAUGAGAGGCUCACAGCAGAGGAAAUGGAUGAAAGAAGGCGGCAAAACAUUGCGUAUGAAUAUUUGUGUCACCUAGAGGAAGCUAAACAGUGGAUGGAAGCCUGCCUGGAGGAAGAGUUACCCCCAACUACAGAGCUGGAGGAGGGUCUGCGCAAUGGAGUCUUCCUGGGGAAACUCGCCAGGUUCUUCGCUCCAAAAAUGGUGUCGGAGAAAAGGAUAUACGACCGAGACCAAGCUCGUUAUAAGCGAUCUGGACUUCAUUUUCGACAUACAGACAACACUGUUCAAUGGCUGAGAGCUAUGGAGUCAAUAGGGUUGCCUAAGAUCUUUUAUCCUGAGACAACAGAUGUUUAUGAUAGAAAGAAUAUGCCCCGGGUGAUUUAUUGUAUACAUGCAUUAAGUUUAUACCUUUACAAGCUGGGAAUAGCUCCUCAGAUCCAAGACUUGUUGGGAAAAGUGGAUUUCACAGAGGAGGAGAUCAGUAACAUGCGGAAAGAACUGGAGAAGUAUGGAAUACAGAUGCCAGCGUUCAGUAAGAUUGGAGGAAUCCUUGCUAAUGAGCUUUCUGUGGAUGAAGCUGCGUUGCACGCUGCUGUUAUUGCCAUCAAUGAAGCCAUAGACAAAGGAGUUGCUGAGCAGACCCUGAGUGCCCUUAUGAACCCAAAUGCAAUGCUGAGAAACACUGAGACAAAUCUUGCUCGGGAAUACCAGGAUAAGCUCAGUCAAUCCAAGAAGGUCAAAGAGGAAAACACUGCAAGCAGGCGCUCUUCUGUUUCAUCUGAAGAAAGAGAUGUUUACGAGGAGUUGCUGACCCAAUUGGAGAUCCAGAAUUGUCUUAACGCUGUGAACACACAAGCAGCAGUGACUGCUGUGAAUGAAGCAGUCAGCAGAAAGGAUGAAGAUGCCCUAUUGACAAGCCUUAAGCUUCCAGCUCUGGGGUUGCUGGGAGUCCUGACUAGCAAUUCAUCCUGGUACCUAGAACAGUUCUGCACCUACAAGGACCAGAAAUCUGUGAGCGCAGGAGCCCCUGUGCAGCUGGAAAAGGACGAAAUUCAGCAAAUUGUGAGCUCCUGCAAUGAUUUUGCUGAAGCUCAUAAACGACAGCUGGAGUCUGUUGCUGCAAUCAAUACUGCCAUCCGUGAAGGCAACUCUGCCCACACUGUGCGAGAGCUGAUGAACCCUGAGGCUCAGCUUCCCAUUGUGUACGAAUCUGCAGCUGAUCUCUACCAGUCUGAGCUCUUUACCCUGCAGAAACAGAGCGCUGGUGUAAGCAUCUCUGUACCUGUGCACUCCAAAGCCGUGACUAAUCAGCUGAGGGAGUCCCCCAUGGGCUUCAGCAAUAUGGAUGAGGAAAACCUGCAGAGGUACGCUGAUACGCUGAUCUCUCUCAAGGCUGAAGCAGCUUCCCAGGGACAGGAGUUCCUGACUUGGAAUGAUGUGCAGAAGUGCAUCGACAUGGUCAAUAUUCAGGUUCAAGAGGAGCAUGAGAGAAUUAUUGCUAUUGGUCAGAUUAAUGAUGCCCUUAAUGCUGGUGACCCAGAAAAGACUCUGGAAGCAUUACUGUUACCUACAGCCAAGCUACAGGGAGUGAAUCCAAAAACAGCCAGGCAUUAUCAUGAUGUUCUUCAGGAUGCUAAAGCUGAGAUAUGCAAGAGCUCUGGAGAUGACUCAGCUGUGCUGUGGGUGGACCAGAUUCAAGAAGGAAUACAUAACGCCAACAAGAAUGAAGAGGAGGCUUUGAGAUUGGCUGUGGCUCUAGCGGACAUCAACAGGGAGGUAGCGGGAGGAGAUGUACAAAAGACGCUGGCAUCACUGAUGUCCCCUGGUGCUGGUCUGAGAGGAGUACUGCUUGAAUGCUCGGAGACCUACUUCAAAGACCUCUCAGAAAAACAGGCUCUCAAGGCUGCAGAAGGAUCUAAUGACAGUGCAUGGGUGAAACACCGCAUCAGGGACAAGUUUUAUUACUUCUACAAUUUGCAAAGUGGAGAGGCCACCUGGGUUGAACCAGAAGGCUUCAUUCAAAACAGCACUCAGCUUUCCAAGGAGGAAAUACAGAGUAUUAUUGGAGGCAUCACUGCAGAUUACAACCGCGAGCAGCUGUGGCUAGCCCAGGAGCACCUUGUCAUUCAGCUGCAGGCCUGGGCCAGGGGGUACCUGGUGAGGAAAGCUCAUAAGGGAAGACAGGAGUACUUAAGAAAACAAGUGCCCAUGGUCAUCAGACUGCAGGCUUCCUGGAAAGGUUAUAAACAAAGGAAGAUCUACAAGGACAGGCUGAAAGUGCUGCAAGAUAACAUAGUUGCCAUCAUCAAGAUUCAGUCAUGGGUGAAAAUGUGGAGAGCAAGACACAGAUAUUCUCAAAGGUUACAGUAUUUUAAAGAGCAUGAAAAGGAGAUUGUUAAAAUCCAGGCCUUCCUGAGGGCAAAUAAAGCAAGAGAUGAUUAUAGAACACUGACGGGCUCAGAGAACCCUCCCCUGAAUGUGGUGCGGAAGUUUGUUCACCUGCUGGACCAGAGCAACCUCGACUUCCAGGAAGAGCUGGAGGUGACCCGCCUGCGGGAAGAGGUCGUCACCAAGAUCAGGUCUAACCAGCAGAUGGAGAAGGACCUCAAUCUGAUGGACAUUAAGAUUGGGCUGCUAGUGAAGAACAGGAUUACUCUGCAGGAUGUAGUGUCGCACAGCAAAAAGCUAAAUAAAAAAGGCAAAGGGCAGAUGGAGGAUAUAGUCAUGGGGGACAAGCAGGGCAUCAAAGGACUGAGCAAGGAGAAGAGAAAGAAGCUGGAGGCCUAUCAGCAUUUCUUCUACCUGCUGCAGACGAAUCCUACAUAUUUAGCCAAGCUGAUCUUCCAAAUGCCACAGAACAAGUCCACUAAAUUCAUGGACACUGUAAUUUUCACACUGUACAACUAUGCCUCUAAUCAGCGAGAGGAAUAUCUGCUGCUGAAGCUCUUCAAAACUGCCCUGGAGGAGGAGAUAAAGUCUAAGGUGGACCAGAUCCAGGAUAUUGUCACUGGAAACCCAACUGUUAUUAAGAUGGUGGUCAGCUUCAAUCGUGGGGCUCGUGGCCAGAAUGCUCUGCGGCAGCUUUUGGCCCCUGUGGUUAAAGAGAUAAUUGAUGACAAAUCCUUGGGCAUUAACACCAAUCCAGUAGAUGUGUACAAAGCAUGGGUGAAUCAAUUGGAGACCGCAACUGGGGAGGCAAGCAAACUACCCUAUGAAGUCACAACGGAACAGGCCUUAUCUCAUGAGGAAGUGAGGGCAAAACUUGAAGUAUCAAACCGGAGCCUAAGAGCUGCCACUGAUAAAGUGCUGACCUCCAUUGUGUCCUCCUUGGAUAACAUUCCUUAUGGCAUGAGAUACAUAGCCAAAGUUCUGAAGAACUCACUGCAUGAGAAAUUCCCAGACGCAAGUGAAGAUGAGCUUUUAAAGAUUGUUGGUAACCUGCUGUAUUACCGGUACAUGAACCCUGCCAUCGUUGCUCCUGACGGGUUUGACAUAAUUGAUAUCACCGCUGGAGGACAGCUGCACUCAGACCAGAGGAGGAACUUGGGCUCAGUGGCAAAGGUCCUACAGCACGCAGCUGCCAACAAACUGUUUGAAGGAGAGAAUGCGCACAUGACCUCCAUGAACAACUACAUUUCCCAGACGUAUCAGAAAUUCAGGGUUUUUUUCCAGGCUGCAUGUGAUGUACCAGAGCCUGAGGAGAAAUUCAAUGUUGAUGAAUACUCUGACAUGGUGACACUAAGCAAACCUGUUAUUUACAUCUCAAUUGAUGAAGUUAUCAACACUCAUUCGCUGGUAUUAGAACACAAAGAUGCUAUCACUCCAGAUCACAGUGACCUACUGCAUGAAUUACUGGAAGAUCUUGGAGAUGUUCCUGAUGUAGAAUCUUUGCUGGGGGAGGGAGCGGUAGAUCCAAGUGACCCCAACAAAGAGAAUGCACUAAGUCAGCUUGCCAAAACGGAAAUCUCUCUCACCCUCACCAGCAAGUUUGAGUUACGGGAAGGAGACGACAAAGAUAUGAAAAGUCUCAUGAUAAAGACAAAGAAGCUGAUUGUGGAUGUGGUGCGAAUCCAGCCGGGAGAAACGUUGAUCGAGAUCUUGGAGACUCCUGCCUCUGCACAGCAGGAAUCUGAACACGCAAAAAUAAUUGAGAAACGUGCUGUUCAAGAUGCCAAAACCCCUGAUAAAAUGAAGAUCAGUCAGUCCAUCCUUGAAGAUGGACAGCUCCCAUUAGAGCAGAAGAAGCGGAAAAUCCUGAGGAACCUGAGAACACUGGAGCAGGCUGGUGUGGUCUCAUCAGAGAACAAGUAUCAAGACAUCAUCAAUGACAUCUCAAAGGACAUAAGAAACCAGCGACGGUAUCGGCAGCGCAGGAAGGCUGAGCUGGUGAAGCUUCAGCAGACACUGAGUGCACUCAACUCAAAGACGACCUUCUAUCAAGACCAGAUCAAUUAUUAUGACACGUACAUCAAAACCUGCUUGGACAACCUCAAUAGAAAGAAUGUGAGAAGAUCCAUAAAGCUGGAUGGGAAGGGAGAGGAGAAGGGCAGUCGGAAAUCUAAGCAGACGUCCUUGAAGUACUCCGCAGCCCGACUGCAUGAGAAAGGAGUUGUUCUAGAGAUAGAAGGUCUGCAGACAAACCAGUUUAAGAAUGUCAUGUUUGACAUUUCACCCACUGAGGAAGUUGGUGACUUCGAAGUUAAAGCCAAGUUUAUGGGGGUUGAGAUGGAAAAAGUCCAGCUGCAUUUUCAGGAUUUACUUCAGCUGCAGUACGAAGGAGUUUCAGUGAUGAAGAUGUUUGACAAAGCUAAAGUCAAUGUUAACCUGCUGAUAUUCCUUCUGAAUAAGAAGUUCUAUGGAAAAUGAUGUUUUCAUUUGUGCUUCCCAAUUCCAGGUUUAAUUUAACCUUAUGUCUUAAAUAUUUUACUGUUUAAUUUGUAAAGAAAAGUUGGGGGGAAAAGAAUAGAUUGUGCCUUCUUUAAUUUCUGUCAGAGAAAAUGUUUUUUUCAGAACUUUAACUGGUUUUCAGCAUGAUAUUGAUUUAAUACUGAAGAGUUGUCAGUAUAUGCAAUGCUAAUGGGUUUGAGAGAGAAUCCAUGUGAAAGCAUAGGUCAGUAAUGAAAAGAAUAUAAAUCCGUAAUGUUUUUUUUUAAUUAACUGGAAACAAUUGUGAAAUUUAAACCAAAAUCUGCACAUUCUUUGAUUAAGAGUUUCUUAUUUUCUUUAUUCUACUGGUGAUUGUAUAUGGAAUAUAUUUUAAAAUUAUUAAAAAUUAAAUGUUAUAUACAAAGAUAUAUGAGCGACAACACCAUUCCUUUCACUUAAUGUAAAAAAUGAAUGAAUUCUUAUUGUAAAAUGCACUACUGCCUCACCGUCAUUAAAGAAUGCGGAGUGUCAUGCCAUUAGUAGUAAAACAGAACAUUACUAUCUGCCCAGAUAUGUUCUGCUUUUUAAGUGUUAAAUUGUGCCUUUGAACUUCGCAAAAGUAAAACAAAUGUCUAUGCAUAUUUUAAAACUAUAAAAUAACUGGGUUGUUCUGCAGCUUUCUUGGUUAUUGAAACAGUACGACGUGACAACAUGUUUAAUGUUAAAAUAAAUGAGAGUUUUGACAUGCAUUGGUUUUUUUUUUUCAAAUAUUAAAGUUUAAUCUGCAGAUUGAUUGCACCGAACAAAGGGUGUUAUGCUAUAUUGUCCUGUUAUUGCCAGCUGAAAUGUCAGAUUUUAAAUAAUUACUGUCCUUAAUCUUGUAGAAUUGAUAUAUUAGUGGAAAAUACAAGAGGGCUUAAAUAUUAUUUGUUUCAUAAUUGUGCACUCUCUGAUCACUCCCAUAGUGACUCACUUCUUUCCUGGCUAAAGAAUGUUUUACUUAAUGGUUUCAAAUAAAUACUUUUUGUUUACAUGAGA